This is a messenger RNA of Pristis pectinata (smalltooth sawfish), 765 nucleotides long. RefSeq names its product ubiquinol-cytochrome-c reductase complex assembly factor 2. Gene Ontology annotation, cellular component: mitochondrial matrix. The coding region runs from base 152 to 535 and encodes 127 amino acids. The record is from RefSeq and is a predicted model, not a curated record. Lineage: Eukaryota; Metazoa; Chordata; Chondrichthyes; Rhinopristiformes; Pristidae. The transcript has 4 exons. Gene Ontology annotation, biological process: mitochondrial respiratory chain complex III assembly.
CGGUCAGGUGGCCGCGCGGCGCGCAUGUGCGCGACGGACUGCGGCGCAGUCGGAGAGUCGCGUCAGAGCCUCGGCGGCGCGGGCGGGCGCGUGCACGCGAGGGUAAGGAGACGCCGCCGCCGCCGUUCCCGCUGGGUCGGCGCGCACUGAGAUGGCGGUGACGCGUUACCGGCGGUUCCUCCGGCUCUGCGAGGAGUGGCCCCUCGAUCAGACCAAGAAGGGCCGCGAUCUGGGCGCCUUCCUGCGGCAGCGGGUGGCGCUGGCCUUUCGGGAGGGCGAGAGCACCCAGAUUGCAGACCAAGAGAAGUGUGACCAGAUGUAUGAAAGUUUAGCCAGAAUCAACUCUGCUUAUUACAAAAACAAGUACCCUCGUCUCAGAAACACAAGUUUUACUGGUGUAACAGUUGAAGAAUGUCGAAUGGUUCUUGCAACAGAUAAUAUGAAACAAAUGGAAGAAACGAAGAAAGGUAUGUGGAAAAAGCUGCGAGAGAAGUUCACGGGGAAACCAGAUGAUGUCACAAAGGAAUAUGUCUAACUGUUGCACUUUAUUGAAACUGCAAUUGGUAUUUAUAUAUUAGUUGCUAAAUAAUAAACAUCUGAUUUCUAGAAAUGAUUUGAAUUAUUUGUGUUGAUGGAAAUAAUCUAUGUAAUUUGAAAGUUUAAUUUUGAUCUUUGAAAUAUACCAGUACACAUAUUUAAAUGUGAAAGUCCAUAUUUUAAAAUAUGAAUCCAAAUUUUCUGUAAUAAAAUGUUGUAAUAUUCAGA